AGCGCGUCGUCUCGCUAGAUGGAUCAUCCCGAGGACGUCUUCGCGGGGGAUCCAUUCCCGACUUGCUCAAGGCAUGCGCUUCGAUGUAUAGAGAUCUAUCUUGGUUGCGUCCAACGCUUGCUACCUCCGUGACCGCUCGACUCUGGGCCCUGCAAUGGGGUCUCACGGGUUGGCCCCACCCCAUCAUCAGGGAUGCACCACUCUUUCCGAUCGUGAGGCCGCGACUGCACGUGUGCCCCCGCUGCGGCCAGAUGUACUCGUGGGCGUCGAACCUGCGGAAACACCUAAAGAUGGGCUGCGGCAUGGUCACCUUCGAGACGCACUUCUCCUGCCAGUACUGCCCCUACAGAUCGAGGAUCGAGGCGAGCUUCCUCAAACACCUGCUCUCGGUGCACAACAUCAAGUAGACGUCGCGCUGGGGCGACAUCCCCGGUAUCUCGCCGACCGACGUCUUCGAUUCUUCCGUAAUCGCGACGUCUCCGGGAGGAAUUCGUUCGAGGUUCUUCUCGCGAUUAGAAUCGAUGGAAGACCCGCCAGUCUCUGAUGAUUCUUUCGCAGGGGGAAGAGCUUCGCCACGGUCUCCUUGAGUCAGAAUAAUCUGGUAGUCGGAUAAUAUCGUACGCCCCGCGAAACUGUCCUCCCGUAGCUUCCCACGCUAUGUUCUUAUCUAAUAGGAAGCUCACGUGCUCGAGCGAAAGCUGAUGUGUGGCUUUCUGACGAGGAGCUAAGUUGUUAUCUCGCACGAUGGCCGAAGCAGCGAGUAUGCACCGCGUUUACGUCCGAAUUGCUUUGAAGCUUAUCGGAGCGUCGACUCUCGAAAACGUAAGACGUCGUAUGAAGAUUGUAAUAUGACACGUCAUAUCAAUGAUCUGUAGGGUCUAACAAUAAGUGUCGUACUAUAGACUCUGUGUGAUGUCGUCAUUGACGUUCGAGACUCCGUGAGAGCGAUUUUUAGCUUAUAUGAGUUGUGCUUGCGACGUUCGCCGACUUAAAUCUCGGGGAGAUGAUUUUGUUUCAGAUUAUUUUAGGCCAUAGUACGUGGAAGCUAGCCUCUUUCAUUUGCAGAAAUCGUUCAACGUGAGAAAAGUGACUUUGAUAGACAUAACACUUAAUUGAGUGAACAAAAUCUAGUCUAAAGGCUGUUUUUUCUUCCGUAAGAUUUCAGACGAACUCGCUUCGUGCUGCGGUUCGCAGAUAAAGAUAUGGAUAUUAUUUUUAUGUAUUUUAACACAGAGUAAUCAUAUCUCUUUAAGUGUCUUUGUAUUUUGCUUGAUAUAAAGUAAAAUGUGCAAUUAUAACUACACACUAAUUACAUUUCUGAUUUUAAUUGGAAGAGAUCCACUCGCAUCAGGAGCGAAAUCUUUCCUUUUGAAGAACUUGGUUUGUUCGAGUUAAUCAUAUCUCGGCUCGGGAAACCCACAAUAAUUUCUAGUUUUAGCGAAAGAGCUUUGUUACAUUUACAGAUAGGAAUCUUCGUGGUAAAUGUGUUUCAUCUUUGCCAGAGACUUUUCUCUCCUUUCGUCCAUUUCUGUCGAGGAAAACGCCUUCCGUUCACUAUUGGUGCAAUUAAUAAUAUCCGAAAUUGUUACAAUUCGUAACUUCGAUAUCACGCGUAUGUACGAGCGCGCUCGUGUGUAUGUGUGGGCGUGUGUCUGGCGCGUGUCUGUGUGUGCGUAUGUGUGUGGCAAAGUGUAGCACGGAAAGUCUGAUUACUACCUAACGACGAGACAUUAAUGAUCACGUAUACUAUAAGUAUAGCCGCCGGAAGAUGUUGGGGGACGGCAAUCAUCGAAGACUACGUAAUGAUCUUAAAAGUCAAACCUAUAGGUUUAAAGAUAAGCGAUAAACUUAAGAAGAAGUCGAUGGAGUCGUUUUUUAACGCGAUUAGUAAUACGCCCUUGUACCGUCGAUUAUCGUGCAUUAUAGAGACUGCUCGAGUAUAGUGCAAUUUGACUGUAAAUUACGCUAGCUCCAACUACACUUAGCCAUGUGGCGUAGCGGAUUUUAGACGACAGUUACUUACAUUUAUCGACGUACCGACAAUUAAGCGUAUCCCACAACAGCCAAUAAUUUCAUUUACGACAAUGUAACCAUGAUUAGGGAUAAGCAUGCAUCCGUGGCCUCUUUUACAAUAUACACAGAUUUCAAUGAACAUGAACAUUGAGUUUUCUUUUUAGGGCUUUGUAACGCACGGCCAUCCUGCUUUCGUUUACAGAUCUUGUUUUUCUUACAUCGUGCAACAAUGAAACGAGAACGCAAGAUAUUAUGUAGAUCGUAGGUGAAUUAUUAUCCGAUACUCGAAGCGCUGUAUCGUGCCAUUACUCACUUAAACGCAUUAGUCAUUUAUCCAAAUUCGAAACGCUAACUUCGACAUUUCGUAACAUAGGAACGAAAUAAUAUUCCGACGUAAAAAUGUCUGAGCCGAUUAAAUGUAAGGAAGCCUACACGGAAGCCUCGUAAACAGAAGAAGGUACAAGUUUAGGAAUUUAAGGGAAGAGUCGCAAGAGUUGCAUAUCGAGAAGUGCAUGCUAACAAACAAUCAAGAUCCACCUAAUCGCCCCUAGUGAGGGAACUCGCGUAUCGAUGCUCGUUACAAAAAAAUUUAUUACUACCGCGAAAUUUCUUACGUACGUGAAUGAGACAACGUGCAUACGGCGGAUAACGACGUUAUAGAGACGAUAACGAUGUAAAACCACCUGUCUACGAGAGGCACCGCUAAUGUACUUUCCAGUCGAUAGAUCAGUAGAUCGAUAGAUCGGCGAAGCCACAUGUCGCGUUGGCUGCGCUACGCAGCGAUUAAGUGUUUGUGUAACGAUGUUUCGCAUUCGUUUGCUUUCUAAAUAAAUACCUGUGUACAUAUUCGCAGU
This is a messenger RNA of Vollenhovia emeryi, 2867 nucleotides long. Its product is annotated as longitudinals lacking protein, isoform G-like. The record is from RefSeq and is a predicted model, not a curated record. NCBI's taxonomy places the organism in Eukaryota, Metazoa, Arthropoda, Insecta, Hymenoptera, Formicidae. The transcript has 2 exons. The coding region runs from base 84 to 407 and encodes 107 amino acids.